Messenger RNA from Effrenium voratum, 231 nucleotides. The record is from the annotation of a GenBank genome assembly. NCBI's taxonomy places the organism in Eukaryota, Dinophyceae, Suessiales, Symbiodiniaceae.
AUGGAUGACUCCGAGAUAAACAUGGUCCUGGAGGCGGUCGGGGCUUUGGACGGGGACGUCGUCCUCCAGGAUCUUCUGGACUGGAUGCAAAAGGACUCCUCUGUGCUGGCAAGGAAGGUGAAGGCGGGGGAGCAGAAUGGCACAGACUUCUGGCUUGUUGGGAGCUCCGUAGUGCUCAAGGUUCACGUUGCGGGUGUUGGGGACCUGGAAGCGUUACCAGUCGCCCGAUGA